Molecule: messenger RNA, 1286 nt
Organism: Prosopis cineraria
Lineage: Eukaryota; Viridiplantae; Streptophyta; Magnoliopsida; Fabales; Fabaceae
Product: stem-specific protein TSJT1-like
Exons: 4
Coding region: 163-927 (254 amino acids)
Source: RefSeq, a predicted model, not a curated record
GCCCACAAUAAUAUGAACCAACCCAGAGUCAGCCAUGGAUUAGCGCAAGAUCAUUCCAUUAUAAAUACCCACUUCAACCCUCCAUGAAAAUUCCUGUAUUCCCUAUCUCAUUUCUUUCUUUCUUUAAUUAUUUGGAGAGUUUGAAAGGAUCAGAGAUUCAGAAUGUUGGCUAUUUUUCACAAGGCGUUUGCUCAUCCACCGGAGGAGCUUCACAGUCCUGCAUCGUACAAAGGGUCUAAGAAGCCUAAGCUUCCUGAGGAGACUCUCACAGAGUUUCUUUCUCGCCAUCCUCACAACACUUGUUCUAUGAGCUUUGGUGAAGCUGCCGUCCUUGCCUAUGUCCGUCCUGAUCGACCAUUCUCCGUUCAUCAGAGGUUGUUCUGCGGGCAUGAAGACAUAUACUGUCUCUUCCUGGGGAGCUUGAACAAUUUAAACGUUCUGAACAAGCAAUAUGGGUUGACAAAGGGCACCAACGAGGCCAUGUUUGUGAUUGAAGCUUACAAGACUCUUAGAGACAGGGGACCUUACCCUGCAGAUCAAGUGGUGAAGGAUCUUGAUGGCAGCUUUGCCUUUGUUGUCUAUGACAGCAAGGUUGGAAGCGUUUUCGCUGCACUGGGUUCAGAUGGUGGGGUGAAGCUGUACUGGGGAAUUGCAGCAGAUGGGUCCGUGGUCAUUUCUGAUGAUCUUGAAGUCAUAAAAGAGGGAUGUGCCAAAUCCUUUGCUCCCUUCCCAACAGGGUGCAUGUUUCACAGUGAAGGAGGACUGAUGAGCUUUGAGCAUCCAAUGAAUAAGGUGAAGGCAAUGCCAAGGAUUGACAGUGAAGGUGUCAUGUGUGGGGCCAACUUCAAGGUUGAUAAGUUAACCAGACUCAACAGCAUUCCUCGAGUUGGGAGUGAGACUAAUUGGAUGGAGUGGGACCAUCAUUAGGCUUAGGUUUAAUAAUAUUACAUUGCGUUUUCACUAGGGACAAAGAGCUAGGUCCCACUUCACUAUGAUAGGGCCUCUACUUCUCUUUCCUUGUUUCUUGUCUCUUUGGACUGUACUGUAGAAUAGUGAGAGACAAUAAUGGAAUGUAAAUUAAAUAAAAAAGGUUGGUGCUUGCUGGCUACAACGAUCAUACAAUCAUGCCUGUGACAAUCUGAAGCUUAUCCUUACCUGGCAAAAAAAAAAAAAAAUGUAAUAUUGCUGGUUUUUGAACUUGUUUUUGGGUUUGUGUAGUUCUCACAAUAAUGUCAUGUUCCCUCCAGAAUAUAAAAUGUUGGGUUGUUUCCCCCCUUCUUGGUAAA